Racocetra persica is the source of this 329-nucleotide messenger RNA. The record is from the annotation of a GenBank genome assembly. NCBI's taxonomy places the organism in Eukaryota, Fungi, Glomeromycota, Glomeromycetes, Diversisporales, Gigasporaceae.
GAACCAGCACACGGAUCCACCACUAAAUCACCCUCUUUGGUAGUUGCUUCCAACAAUACCGUGCCAAAACUUCUAUUGGUAAAUCUUUUACCCGUAGUAGGAUAUUUUUGGAGUAAGAAGCAGAAUUCGGCAUUACUUCUUAGUCAGGUUCCUAAUCCCAAAGUAUUCUUUUUAUAUCAAACAAGACAAUCUACUAUUUUCAAAUUAGGAGCCUUAAUCAUUCAAGCCGCAAUCCGAUCACUUCCUAACAGACCUUUAUUGACUCAUAAAAGACAAAAAGCACUAGGCUUCAAAACUCGUCCUGCUUGUUCAAUUAUUCGCAUAAUUUG